CCAGGCGAGCAGAAGGCCGAAGCGCCGGCCGCGCCCGUGGCGCCUCCGCGGCAGCCGGGCCCGGCCGCGCUGACGAAGCUGCGCCACCUUGGGGCCCUCGUGGUUGCCGAGCUGCGGCACUACUACCACGGCUUCCGCCUGCUCGGCAUCGACACGCGCGUCGCCGCACGCAUGGUCUGGCAGAUCCUGCACGGCAACCAGCUCAACCGCAGGGAGCGCCGGCAGCUGCUGCGGACGUGUGCAGACCUCUUCCGCUUGCUGCCCUUCCUCGUGUUCAUCAUCGUGCCCUUCAUGGAGUUCCUGCUACCCGUCUUCCUCAAGCUCUUCCCCAACAUGCUGCCCUCCACGUUCGAGACCUUCUCCAAGAAGGAGGAGCGUCUGCAGCAGCAGCUGCGGGUGAAACUGGAGAUGGCGCGGUUCCUGCAGGACACAGUCGGGGAGAUCGCCCUGCGCAACAAGGCCACCUCCUCCACCCAAGAGUUCUCCUCGUUCUUCCAGCAGGUGCGUAGCACGGGUGCGCGCCCCAGCAACGCGGAGUUGGUUCACUUCUCACAGCUCUUUGAGGACGAGCUGACGCUGGACAGCCUGACGCGGCCCCAGCUCGCCGCGCUCUGCCGCCUCCUCGAGCUCAGGCCGAUGGGCACCAACAACUUCCUGCGCUUCGAGCUGCGAAUGAAGCUGCGCGCGGUCAAGGCUGACGACAGGAUGAUCGCGCAGGAGGGAGUGGAGACCAUGACUGUGGCCGAGCUCCAGGCCGCGUGCCGCACGCGCGGCAUGAGGGCCCUGGGCGUCACCGAGCAGAGACUACGGGAACAGCUCAAGCAGUGGCUGGAGCUGCACCUCAACGAUCAGAUCCCAUCUUCUCUGCUGCUCUUGUCACGCGCCAUGUACCUGCCAGACACGCCAAGUGAGCUGCCCUGGGGCAUCGCGCCUGCCGCCACCCCCAUCCCUGGCAUUGCGGGAGGCCAGGGGGCCAUGCUGUCAGCCUCCCAGCCCGGGCCGGAGGGGUCGCCGAGCCCAUGCGCCACACCACCCGACCCGGCCGACCCGGCUGACCCGGUCACCCUACACACAGAGGAGCUACAAGAUGCCAAUCCGCAGGGCAAGGGCAGCCCGUGCUCUGCGCUCCAGACGAUGCAACCGGACGCAGAAAAAGGGGAUGUGGAGGUGCCACAGCAGGCCAAACCCACACACAAGGUGGAGCAGAACGGAUCGUAGUCACCUGGCCCGAGUUCAACCCCAGCUUUACUCGGACUCAUCACAUCAACUGCGACUUCUCUCCAUGCAGCGCCACACACUCACUCCACCCCCAGGUCUACCCCCCAGGCCCACUUCCAGCUCCACUCCCAGCUCCACUCCACCCUCUCCAUGAACUCAAACAUUUCCGUCCUGUUUCACUUGCUCAGCCGCACAAUCUCCUCCCCUCCCGCUGCCCACCCUCGUUAUUGCUAUUUAUGCUGCCAUGAAGGCACUUGUAGUAUCUGAAUGUCGACUGUAGAGUACUUAAGAAAUUUCCUCAAGCUAUGGACUUUAUCCUAAGUCACCCUACUCCAAUCAGCAUGUGUGUAGAUUCAUCAGCUGCUGCUGCAGCGUUUCUCUCGUCAUUUGUGGAGUUCUAACACGGUCAAGCCGACACCAAGGCUGGGGCCGCUUGUGAUUGGGUCCAGAGUUGGAGCAAGUGCAGCUCGGACAGCAGCUAGUGUGGAGUCACAGCAGCUGCUGCUGCUGCUGCAGAGUCACUGCAGCUGCGCUCAUGUACGGUUGGGGUGCAGGGACAAAGACGCGAGCGUCUCGCGCCCUGGGCGUGUGCUGGGUCAGCCUGGGUGGGGCAGGUGCUGGUGCCCUCCUUGGGAGCUUGGCUUCCUCCUGUCGACCGAGGCAUCGCGCUGAUGAGCAGAGCCAGCUCAGCACAUGUCACCCGCGUCGAGCGGUCAGUGGAAGGGUGGUCUGGACAAUCCUUGCUUGACAAAUGGUCAAAUCGCCGCUAUUUGCUGCAGAUUUGAAUUUUUUUAUUGUGGAACUUGCAUUUUUGCUAACAAGAAUUCGAGGCCGACCUCCUGCAGAGUUCUUAGAUGGCAUAAAAAAAAUCUGGGAUCUUUCUUUAAAUAAUACAAAAAAACUCAAGCAAGUCGGGGUGGAAAUAGAUAUGGCAGCUAUUUGGAAAAUAUUUAACAGUUUUAUUUAAAUGAGAAUUUCUUUAAAUACUAAAAAAACUUUCUUUUAUCAGGUAAGGUGCACUGAGCUAUCUGUCUUCAGAUGCGACCUGGCCACAAAUGAUAAGUCAACGAAGUGGUUUAUGUGGAAAUUUAUAGCAGCCAAAUACUGUAAAUGCGUGUUUCUCAAUGUGGAGGGAAAAACCAGAGGACCUGGAGAAAAACACGCAAACUUCAAAUAUACAGUCGUCAGGGUCGGUAUCAAACCCACAACCUCCUGCAUACCAGGCGAGAGAGUUAACAUCUCGCCACCAUGGCGCCCCAUAAAAUACAUUAGGUAAACGUAGAGAGCAAGGCGCUGUACGUAGCCAACCGUUCGAAUCGGAGGUGCGGGAAAGGGCGAUGGCACGGACGAGAGGAGUCUGGGAGUGCAUCCAGGCCGGACUAGGCCUGUGCCACAGGUCUUUCUCCCUCCCACGCGCCGUGCACUCCGGAACUCCAGUUUGGCCGGUAACCCACCGCCCCGGCUAUCGCGUGAACGCGGUUUACUUGCACAGGCCGUCAUCAGGACUGGCUCUCCUGGGAAUUUCAAUUAAUUCAAAGUUACCGUCUGGUGGUGGACACAGCUCUGACGAAGCCACUGCCAUCAUAUCCCACGUGUUAAAUAGAAAUAACCUGCGUGUUGACACCUGAACCUGCGAAAGCCGAGGGUGAGUGUGCCGGAGGCUUGAGGCACCCCGGGCUGCACCGGUGGCAUUUAUGAUGCUGCUCGCGUUCACACGCGCGCUCUCUAUGUAUGAAUGUUGUGUAGGCUUAAUGUAAGAGUGUUUACGUGUACAUAUGUAUACUAAUAUUUACUGCAAAAUGUGACGACUAAUCAAAGCUUUGAGUAUAGAUUCGACUAUAUUUGGGUUUGGAUUAUGAAUGUUGGAGCACAUUCAGAUUCAUGUUGGAUUACACUAGUCAAUUCCUGGUCAAUCCCAAUAGCACAACUUGUAUCCAGGAGUUGAAUUUGACGUUUGCAUCGUAUUGCUCGAUACGCACGACCAAGGCCAUGUGAGGUGUGGAAGAACACAUCCUAGACAGCGCAUGGCAGCAUCCACCCCUGGCACGGUACCCCAAGCUCCCUUGCCCCCACCUUCGACUGUGAGAAGCCGGUGAAUACGCACUUGGCCUCUUCCACCCAGCAGAGAAUCUGACAGACACGACUGACCAAAGGGAAAUUGUGACAUUCUCAAAAUGCAGCACUUUAUUGCACCCUCUAUGGUACAGGUAUCUGAGCCCCGUGUCCUGGAGUAGUCGCUGAUUAGACAGACGUCUUGUUUUAUUGGUCCAGCCUGCAGGUGAUCAUCUCAGGGUGCUAUAUUAUGAGCCAGAGGCGAUCGCUGAAGUGAAAUGUAUUUUUUUUUUAGCAUCGCACCAGGGAGAGUUGAGACUCCUCAUUGCGUAACACAGGGUUACCCUGCCCUGCGCUUAGACACUUCACUGCCACCAUAACCAUAUCAUAAAGAAGAUUUUAUUCUCGGCAAAUCAUUGUGUUCCACGAAGAACACAUUUGCGAUUUUCCUUGCUGCUACAGACAGGAGGACUUGCAGAUGAGGUCAGUUUCUAUUUUAUGCAGUACAUGUGUAGUGAGAACACAUGUGUAGUGCGUCCAACUGAGUCGCAGACAUUGUCUUGGGAGCAACACUUUAUUUCACCAACUCAACAUAACACAACCUACACUCGGGUGUUGAAUGCCCAUCUAGCCACGCUUUGGCAGAACUAGACACGGUUCGCUAUCUCGGCCCGGACCACGAGCUGGGUCCCGGACAGCGUGGCUCGAGGCUUCUUCAACCCGACGUAGAUCUUCAUCACCAGCAACAUGAAGAACCCCGAGCCCCUCACGGGGCCCCCGUGAUGUCGGCCUGGGCUGGGGCCGGCUCCGCCCCUCGCCCCGCCCACCUUCUAGAUCUCUCGAGCUCUUUCCCGAAGGCUCUCGAGAGCUCUUAGACCACGUGACCGCCCAGCGGCUCCCGUCCACCGGUGGCCCCCCUCCAAUAUCAUCCGGUCGCGUGUCGGCAGGUCAACCAGCGUAUCAUUCCCCAACGUAACCCUGCCUGGCUGACUCCCUCACUGGGAGCCCGCACCGCACACUGUGCGUGGUGCCUCUGUGCUAACCAGCGCUCACCCAAGCCCCGCUAGGGCUGGUGGUACGAUGCCCAGUAAGCGGGCUUACACAUAAUUCCAACACAUUAUUUGCUGUGGCUUGGUAAGCCCGGCACCACACAGUGACAAUCACAGUCACUACACAUGUGUUAACAAAUAUACGUUUCUAUUAAAAUGUCAGCUUACAGGGAUCUCUUAAUGGUAUAAACUAGUUUUGCAUGUGUAACAAAGUGUGUUAUUAACAUUGAUUGGGACAUGGGAAUGCGGGAAAGUCCCAUGGAGGCUCUCCAGGCUGUUGUAAGGUUUUCCGCACAAUGUGGCACUGAAAUUGGUGCCAUGAGCUGUCGAUGUUAUUUUCUACAUCUUAAUUCCUUUUUAUUAUGCUCACCUCUGUUCACUUGUAGUACUGUAUUAAAUUUCAUACUUGUGCAACCCAGUAAAACUGAAUAUCCAUUUAUUAAAGUACAUUGUC
Messenger RNA from Lethenteron reissneri (Far Eastern brook lamprey), 4773 nucleotides. Its product is annotated as mitochondrial proton/calcium exchanger protein-like. Gene Ontology annotation, molecular function: ribosome binding. The record is from RefSeq and is a predicted model, not a curated record. NCBI's taxonomy places the organism in Eukaryota, Metazoa, Chordata, Hyperoartia, Petromyzontiformes, Petromyzontidae. Gene Ontology annotation, biological process: intracellular monoatomic cation homeostasis. Gene Ontology annotation, cellular component: mitochondrial inner membrane.